Molecule: messenger RNA, 806 nt
Organism: Stegastes partitus (bicolor damselfish)
Lineage: Eukaryota; Metazoa; Chordata; Actinopteri; Pomacentridae
Product: butyrophilin-like protein 2
Exons: 6
Coding region: 12-686 (224 amino acids)
Biological process (GO): response to bacterium
Source: RefSeq, a predicted model, not a curated record
GAGCGUCAGUCAUGCACCCAACGAUGAACUUCACCUUCAUAGCAGCUGUAAGCCUCUGCAGCCUCUGCUGGAUCUCUGUCUUAGGUUCUGAGUCUCAGACCAAGGAGGUCAAGCCUGGCGAAGACGUCACGCUGCGGUGCUCCAAUAUUUCCAAGUCUGAGUGUGUAACAUUCUGGUUCCGACUGGACAACAGAGCCACGGUCGAUUGCAUCUCCGUCAUGAUCAGAUCUAGCGGCAAGCCUACAUAUUAUGAUGGAUUCAAAGGUGGAAAAUUUGAAAUGAGCUCAAACAUCUCUACUAUCUCUCUCAAAAUCAAACAAGUGGAUUCAUCAGAUUCUGGACAGUAUUUCUGUGGAUUUUAUGAAAGUCCGCGCCUACUUUUCAGUGUGACACAUUUAAAAGUUGCAGGCGGCGACGAACCUCAUUGUGACACCGAACAAAACUCCGACGGCGUAGCAAAGCUGAUGUGUUUUAUCCUGGCUGGUUUCACUGUUCUCCUUUUUCUGGUCAUCGUUGGUCUGAUUGUUCAAAACAGAAAACUUCAUUCAGCUAAUAAAGACAAACCGAAUCCAGCGCAAAGUGAGAAUCUCGGCUCGGAUGACCAGAAUUACGCUACAGUGACAUUUCGACCAAAAGUUAGAAGAAGAGAGCAGGAGACAAAUGUUAUAUAUGCUGCCACGAGAUAGACUCAGGCAGAACAACUUGAACCGGUGCUGUAUGAUGUGAAUAUACAUUGAGGCUUGGCAUGACUGUUUGUGAGAGGAACAUCUGUUGCUGAAAAUUUUCCAAUAAAGAUGCAAUGCUAA